AGAAAAAAAAAAAGUGAAACGAAGUAAAUUAAAAGCUGGAUGAAAGCGAGGUGAUUUGGGCAUUAAUGUGUUCGAGUGGAACUGAGAAUGAGCCGCAGAGAAUUGAGUUCCGAUUAAAACAAAUUAAGCUGGAUGGAACUGAGUCCGGAAGGAAUUAAAUCAAGUUGACGGGACUUGUGUUUAACCAGAAUCGGAAUUAGUAUACAUAAACUGAAUCAAAAUCGAAGUGAGUCGAGUCGAGUAGAAGUGAAUAAAAAAUCUUAGAAAUUCAUGAUGAAAUCUGAAUGAAAAUGAAUGCAAAUAAAUGAUUUCAUGUACUAAAGGAUGAACACUGGCCUGAGAAAGCGGUGAAAAGUUUGGUAAAGAAACUCAAGAAAUCGAAAGCUAUCGAUGAAUUGGAAAAAGCGAUUUCGACGGAAGAUCCAAACACUGAUUGUGUUUGUAUCCCACGAUCGUUGGACGGCCGAUUGCAGGUAUCACAACGUAAAUGCUUGCCUCAUGUUAUCUGCUGUCGAAUGUGGCGUUAUCCAGAACUUGCUUCUUCUCAUCAGUUGAAAUCUGUCUCACACUGUCGUUUUCCAUACAGCAAGAAAAUGGAAUCAGUUUGUGUUAACCCCUAUCAUUAUGAAAAAAUCGAGAAUCCUCGGUUACCUGCUAUUCUUAUACCGCGAAAUGACAAUUUAAAUGGAACUGGCAGCCUUUCUAAUGUUGGUGAUCUUUCGAAAGCUCUUCGAACUGUUUAUCCAGCAGUAGAUACAAAUGAGAUGAUGACACAGAGUAUUCCGAAUCGUACUGUAACUAAUGGUGAUGAAGUGGGAUGGCAGAAUUGUCGCAGUUCCCCAACGAUUUCAUCACCGAAUAUGAGCGAUCCUGCUGCAAUUUCUCCGCGUGGUUAUAUGAGCGAAGAUUUGGAAAUGGACGAGGGACAAAGUCCGGAUUCAUCGCAAAUAUUUUCAUCAGCUUGUGAUUCCUCUACCACUGAACGAGCCAAUAAUUUAAAUUUAAUUGCCGUCGAAUAUUGUGAACCACCGUUUUGGUGUUCCGUGUCGUAUUAUGAGUUGUCAGAACGAGUCGGUGAAACGUUUCAUGCAUCACAACCGUCUUUGAUUGUUGACGGAUAUACCGCGCCUUCUGAUGCGGAACGUUUUUGUCUUGGUCAACUUUCCAAUGUUAAUCGUACUGCUAGUGUCAUGGAAGCUCGAAAACAUAUCGGUCGCGGUGCUCGUUUCUAUUAUAUAGGUAGUGAGGUGUUCUGUGAAUGUUUAAGUGAUUCGGCGAUAUUUGUACAAAGUCCUAAUUGUAAUCAGCGGCAUGGUUGGCAUCCGGCUACAGUGUGUAAAAUUCCGCCAAAUUGCAACUUGAAAAUUUUUAACAAUGCCGAAUUUGCUGCAUUACUAGCUGCAUCAGUUCCGCAAGGUUUCGAAGCUGUUUAUGCUCUUACUCGAAUGUGCACUAUUCGAGUAUCUUUCGUCAAAGGAUGGGGUGCGGAGUACCGUCGUCAAACGAUCACGGCUACACCAUGUUGGGUCGAAGCUUAUCUUAAUGGCCCAUUACAAUGGCUAGACAGUGUUUUGAAGCAGAUGGGCAGUCCACCAAAUCGAUGCACAAGCUUCACAUAGUGGAUACUUUUCACGUUUCAGAUUUCUUAUGUAAGCAAGAGAAAACGGAUUGAAGCGAUUCACACUAAAGGGCUUGUAUAAUCUUCUUCAUUUUUUGGUUUUAAAUUUGUUGAUUUUAAUAAUGAAUUAGACACAAG
Molecule: messenger RNA, 1756 nt
Organism: Loa loa (African eye worm)
Lineage: Eukaryota; Metazoa; Nematoda; Chromadorea; Rhabditida; Onchocercidae
Product: transcription factor SMAD2, variant
Exons: 8
Coding region: 516-1619 (367 amino acids)
Biological process (GO): regulation of transcription by RNA polymerase II; cell differentiation; SMAD protein signal transduction
Cellular component (GO): heteromeric SMAD protein complex
Molecular function (GO): I-SMAD binding; DNA-binding transcription factor activity, RNA polymerase II-specific; RNA polymerase II cis-regulatory region sequence-specific DNA binding
Source: RefSeq, a predicted model, not a curated record